Molecule: messenger RNA, 1555 nt
Organism: Thermothielavioides terrestris NRRL 8126
Lineage: Eukaryota; Fungi; Ascomycota; Sordariomycetes; Sordariales; Chaetomiaceae
Exons: 3
Coding region: 89-1483 (464 amino acids)
Biological process (GO): transmembrane transport
Cellular component (GO): fungal-type vacuole membrane
Molecular function (GO): transmembrane transporter activity
Source: RefSeq, a predicted model, not a curated record
GACCGGCGUUGGAGAAGUUCACAACGUUCUCGCUCCCCGCCUGAAACCCGCCUGUUGCUCGGGUCGCGCACAGUAGUCCAUCCACGCCAUGCGGUCGGAGACGGCAGCCAGCACGGCCAUUGAGCUCCAGAGCUCCGACCAGACGCCGCGGGCCGCCAGCCCCGAGCGGCGUGUGGAGCAUGGCGACGGCCACGAGAUGCCCAGCCUGCCGCCCGUCGACGGCGGCAAGGACGCCUGGCUGUUCCUGGCCGCGUGCUUCAUGAUCGAAGCGUUGGUCUGGGGCUUUUGCUACUCGUUUGGCGUCUUCCAGAACUACUACAGCACCCACGAGCCCUUCGCCGGCCAGCCCAACAUCCCCGCUAUCGGCACCUGCGCCAUGGGAAUCAUGUACCUCGACUUGCCGCUCGUCACAGGCUUGCACCGGCGCUUCCCGGCGCAGGCGCGCUACUCGACCAUCCUCGGCCUGCUGCUCAUGUGCCUCGCGCUCGCGCUGUCGUCCCUGUGCACCACCGUGCCGCAGCUCAUCCUCACGCAGGGCGUCUUGUACGCCGUCGGCGGCUCCGUCGCCUACGCCUCGUGCAUCAUCUACCUCGAGGAGUGGUUCGUCACGCGCCGCGGCCUGGCCUACGGCAUCAUGUGGUCGGCCACGGGGAUGGCCGGCGUCGUGCUGCCGCUGCUGCUCGAGUGGCUGCUCGCGGCGCGCGGCCACCGCACCACCCUGCUCGUCUUCUCCUGCCUCGUCUUCGCCCUGACCGCCCCGCUGAGCUGGUACAUCAAGCCGCGGCUGCCGAUCGCGCAGUCCCGCGCCGCCCGGCCCUUCUCGCUGCGCUUCGUCCUCCGCCGCCCCUUCACCCUGUACCAGCUGUUCAACGUCGCCGAGGCCGUCGGCUUCUUCCUGCCGGGCAUCUACCUGCCUUCGUACGCGCGCGCCGUGCUCGGCGCGAGCCCGCUGCCCGCCGUCGUCGCCAUGAUGCUGGUCAACGUGGCCAGCGUGUUCGGCUGCGUCGCCAUGGGCGGCCUGACCGACCGGCUCGAGGUGACGCAGUGCGUCCUGCUGUCGACGGUCGGCGCCACGCUGGGGACCUUCCUGCUCUGGGGCCUGUCGGUGAACCUGCCCGUGCUGUAUCUGUUCUGCGUCGUCUACGGCCUGUUCGCCGGCUCGUACACCUCGGCCUGGCCCGGCAUCGUGAAGGACGUCACGCGGAGGGACGCCGCCGCGGUUGCGUCGGCGGAUGGCGGGUCCGAGAACGAGCACGGGGAGUGGGCCGACCCGAGCAUGGUGUUCGCCUUCCUGGCCAUGGGCCGCGGGGUCGGUAAUGUGAUCUCGGGCCCGUUGAGCGAAGCGCUGGUCCGGGGAAUGCCCUGGCGCGGCCAGGCGUUCGGUGGAUACGGCAGCGGCUACGGAGGCCUGAUCGCGUUCACAGGAGCUACUGCGCUCUUCGGGGGCGGGAGCUACCUGUGGAAGAGGCUAGGGUGGCUGUAGAUUUAUCGAGUUGCCCCUGCAGCGGAUAAUCACGAUCCCAUGAUCUAGAGAAUUUAGAACUUUACAGAAACC